Molecule: messenger RNA, 1033 nt
Organism: Eruca vesicaria subsp. sativa (arugula)
Lineage: Eukaryota; Viridiplantae; Streptophyta; Magnoliopsida; Brassicales; Brassicaceae
Source: the annotation of a GenBank genome assembly
AUGACGUGGCCACAAACAAGAUUGACAAGCAACACAUGUGUUGCAACUCUUGUCCUUACGGGUCACAUGAGACCAUCCAAAACAUACGUGUCAGAAUCUGAACGGAACAUUCGAAAACCUAAUCUUUUAAUGUUUUUAUCGACCAUUCGAGAACUCAAUCAUCUACACAGCUUAACACUCACAAAAUCAAUGGCAGAGUUUCAUCUUCCUUCCGAGAUAGAAAACGAAGCAGAGCAAACUUCAUCAGCUCAUCAAGAUUUCGAAGAGAACGCUACUUACAUCGAUGAUGAGUACCUCGACUACAUCCAUUACUUGGCUUCACGGAGCAACCAUGAUAUGGAGACGUUUGGGUCUUACGAUGAAGUCUUCGGUCGAGUGUUGGGAAACUCAACUUCCACGCGGUGGCCUGAAACGGCCGAGGAGCUUCCGGUGGUGAACUUGACGGCUGAGGAAUUGACGGAGAGAGGUUUGGUGGUUUGUGCAAUAUGUAGAGAGAAGCUUGUUCCUAGUGAGAGACUCUCUGAGCUUCCUUGUCUUCAUUAUUACCACAAAGACUGUAUCUCGAGUUGGUUGACUAAUAGAAACACUUGUCCUCUUUGCCGUCACAAUGUAAGAAACUAGUUUGGGUUUUCUUGAUUUUUUUUGUUUUGUUGAAGUUGAUAAAGUCUUUAAUAUUUCUAACCCCGAAUAUAUCAGAAGAAAGAUCAAGUAAAGUGGCUAUAUCUUUACCUAUUCAAAUGGAUUUGUUUGGACUAAUAAACUUUGAAAGUUUGGUUAACGAUUUUGUAGAAAAAAAGAAAAAAGAUCAAUGGCAACUAAGAUUCUACAUGUGUUUAACUUUGUUUCCAGGAAACUUAUGUUUCCUCUGGCUUUGCUUGACUUUGUAUAAAUCACAAAUGGUAUCCUUCAAAGAUUUCAAUAUAAAUCUUCGGAUGAUAAAUUAACACAAUUUUCUAUUUCAAUUUUCAGGCUAGUAUAGCCCAACUUGUGUUCUUUUGUCAUAAAUUGAGCCCAAGUUUAGUAUAUGACAAUU